This is a messenger RNA of Gymnogyps californianus (California condor), 1935 nucleotides long. RefSeq names its product mex-3 RNA binding family member D (gene MEX3D). Bases 1 to 1821 code for a protein of 606 amino acids. The transcript is spliced from 2 exons. Lineage: Eukaryota; Metazoa; Chordata; Aves; Accipitriformes; Cathartidae. The record is from RefSeq and is a predicted model, not a curated record. Gene Ontology annotation, molecular function: RNA binding.
AUGCCCGGCUCUAUCUACCAGCCCGAGGGCGGACAGCCCGCCCGCGGCCCGCCGCGCUGCCUGGCGCUGCUCAGCCCGCCGCCACCGCCGCCUCCCGCCGGGCAGGAGCCGCCGCCGCCGCCGGAGCCCGAGCGGGAGCGGGAGGGGCCGCCGGCGCAGGACGAAGCCGCCGCCCUGAGGUUCGCCCUGGACCAGCUCUCGCUGCUGGGGCUGGAGGAGGCGGGCGAGCGCGGGCUGCGGGCGGCGGAGGCGGCGGGCGGCGCGGGGCCGGAGGAGCCGGAGGCGGCGGCGGCGGCGGGAGGCGCGGGGCCGGGCGGCCUGCAGGCGCGGGAGCGCGGCGGCGGUGGCGGUGGUGGCGGCGGCUCCCCCCCGGCCGCCGGCGCCGCCUCUCCCCCGGCCGCCUUCGGUAACUUCGCCCCGCACCUGGCGCCGCCCGCCGCGCUGCUGGCCGAGCCGCUGGGCGCGCUGGGGAGCAGGAAGAAGAGCGUGAACAUGACCGAGUGCGUGCCCGUGCCCAGCUCCGAGCACGUCGCCGAGAUCGUGGGCCGGCAAGGCUGCAAAAUCAAAGCCCUACGUGCCAAGACCAACACAUACAUCAAGACGCCGGUCAGGGGCGAGGAGCCUGUUUUCAUCGUGACUGGGAGGAAGGAGGACGUGGAGAUGGCGAAAAGGGAGAUCCUCUCGGCCGCUGAGCACUUCUCCAUGAUCCGGGCGACGCGCAACAAAGUGAAUGGGCUGACGGGAGCGAUGCAGGGGCCCCCCAACCUGCCGGGACAGACCACCAUCCAGGUGAGGGUCCCGUACCGUGUGGUGGGGCUGGUGGUGGGGCCCAAAGGAGCCACCAUCAAGCGGAUCCAGCAGCAGACGCACACCUACAUCGUGACGCCCAGCCGGGACAAGGAGCCUGUCUUCGAGGUGACAGGCAUGCCCGAGAACGUGGACCGGGCUAGGGAGGAGAUUGAGGCGCACAUCACUAUGCGGACAGGCUCCUUCAUCGACAUCAAUGCCGACAACGACUUCCACUCCAACGGCACCGACGUCUGCCUCGACCUGCAGGGCAGCACGGCCAGCCUGUGGGCCAAGGCCCCCCACCCUGCCCGCCGCCCCUCGGCCGCCCUCCGCAACGACAGCCUCAGCUCCCUGGGCAGCGCCUCCACCGAGUCCUACUACAGCGGGCGGGUGGCGGACGCCAGCCCCACCAGCCCCUACAGCACCAGCAGCGGCUUCACCUUCAGCGAACCCCCGGCCCCGCUGGGCUCGGAGGAGUGCGACUUUGGCUUCGACUUCUUGGCCCUCGACCUCACAACACCCACCACCAUCUGGUCGCCCUUUGAGCGCUCAGGCAACCCCUUGCAAGCCUUCAGCAGCUGCUCCUCCAUCAACGGCUCGCAGAGACGCAACAGCAGCACGGCCACACCGCGCCACUCGCCCACCCUCCCCGAGAGCGGCGGCGGCGUGGCCCUGGACCACCCCUUAGCGCGCCGCAUCCAGAGCGACCCCGUCAGCACCUUGUCCUGGCUGCCCACCCAAGGCUCGCUGUCCUCCUUCUCCAACAGUACCGGCUACUCCUCCUCCUCCUCCCUGCCCGGCAGCAUCUCCGCCGCCUCGGGCUCGCCCACCGACUCCAGCAGCUCCGACGGGCACCGCAAGAGCUCCCGCGAGUGCAUGGUGUGUUUCGAGAGCGAGGUGAUCGCUGCCUUGGUGCCCUGCGGCCACAACCUCUUCUGCAUGGAGUGUGCCAUGCGCAUCUGCGGCAAAGCCGAGCCCGAGUGUCCGGCUUGCCACACUCCCGCCACGCAAGCCAUCCACAUCUUCUCCUAGCCGGGUCCGGCUCGCCAGGGCAGCCCGCCCUCCCCUCCACCCCAACACAGCUUUUUAAGGACUUUAAACUGUUUAAAUCAACCUUUUUAUUUAAUAACGGAUCCGAUGGGCGCA